AUGGAGAAGUCCGUAUGUAGCAUAAGGAAUGCUGUGAGAUAUGUUAGAAGUUCUGGUGCAAGGUUAGAUGAAUUCAAAAGUUGUGUAGAGAAGGAGAAAGUUGAAUGCAAUAAGAUUUGCAUAUUAGAUAUUCCGACAAGGUGGAAUUCCACCUUUCUUAUGUUGGAUACAACUUUGGAGUUGAAAAAAGGUUUUGUUAGGUUGGAUGAUGAGGAGGAUUCAAAGUACAAAAGCUACUUUGAUGAAGAGGAGGAAUUUGAGGAAGAUGAUGAAGAUGAGAGACCGAAGAAGGCUGCUGUUAAAAGGGUUGGGCCACCAAAUGAUACAGAUUGGGACAAUGCAGCAAUCUUUGUGAAGUUUUUGAAGGUAUUUUAUGAUGUGACACUUAAUGUUAGUGCUUCACUUACACCUACUGCCCACAAGGCAUUUCAUGAUAUUGUUGGCAUCAAAGCAGAGCUUGAAGAACUCAAUUCUGGUGGUAUAGGACCAGAAUCAACCCAAGCAGAUAAAGUGUUGUACAACAUGGCAGUUAAGAUGAAGGCAAAGUAUUCGAAGUAUUUUGGUUCGUUGGAUGAAUUGAAUCAACUUUUCCUAGUUGCCUUAGUCUUAGUUCCUAGGUAUAAAUUUAGAAACAUUGCUCAUGUGAGUGAAACAAUGUUGAAUUUGAGUAGUUGGGAGAUCAAGGAGAAAUGUGAUGAAGUGAAGCAGCUUGUUGUCGAUCUAUGUGACUUGUAUGGUCAGCAAAAUGGUGCAAGCAGUGGGCAGAACAAGUCUAAAGGUGCACCAAAUAGUGAUACAGCAACUAGCAAGUCUAGAAGCAGAACAAGGUCACUUAGUGGGAAGAGGGCAAUUAUGCAAGAAGAAUGGAACCGACAGCUAGAACAAAAUAAUGAAGCUGUUGUGGGACAUGAGGUGGAUAGGUAUUUACUGGACCUUAUAGAAAAUCCAAUUCAACAAGAUGAUUGGAAGAUUUUGGAUUGGUGGAAGCUGAAUGGAGGUAAAUAUCCCAACUUGCAAGCAUUGGCCAGAGAUGUAUUAGCCAUACAAGUGUCCACAGUUGCAAGUGAGUCGAGUUUCAGCACCGGAAAAAGAGUGAUAGAUCCAUACAGAAGCUCCUUAAAUCCCAAAACUGUUGAAAAGCUUAUUUGUCUUCAAAAUUGGUUGAAGUCUGAUGCUAUUAUGGGGUUGGAGUACAUUCCUACUAUAGAGGAAAUGGAGUCCUAUGAAAACAUUGAAGCCGAUAGGUUGGGUACAAAUGAAGAUUUCCAGCAGGUCUGCUGCGUUGAGCGGGUGGGACAGAGGCCGUGCACGCAAGGCUUGCUGUCAGUCGGGGAGGUGAUGCAGGCGGGAUCGAUGUGGGAUCUGCUGUGUCUGGGAUCUGCUGCAGAAGGUGGGCUCCGGCGGUGCUGGGCUAGAGGCAGCGAUGCUGGAAACUGGAGGCAGAGUGCUGCUGUUGCAGCGUAG
Messenger RNA from Rosa chinensis, 1464 nucleotides. RefSeq names its product zinc finger BED domain-containing protein RICESLEEPER 2-like. The record is from RefSeq and is a predicted model, not a curated record. The transcript has 2 exons. Bases 1 to 1464 code for a protein of 487 amino acids. NCBI's taxonomy places the organism in Eukaryota, Viridiplantae, Streptophyta, Magnoliopsida, Rosales, Rosaceae. Gene Ontology annotation, molecular function: DNA binding; protein dimerization activity.